AAAUGACUAAAAUGAUGCACAGUGCAAAAAUAAUUAUUUGGGGGAAAAGUUUAAUUUUAAAGGAAAAAUAAUAUUCUAACCAGGAUUUUAAAGCACAUUUAACUCAAAAUAAUCAACAUGAAUUUUAAUUGAAGAUUGCUGCAUUGAAUGCUUGGGAAAUAAUUUCUAGAGCUCAAGUACUACUUCGGAUCCUCUGAAAAGUUCGGCAAAACUAUUCAAUCACAUCAUGAUUUUGACAGUUUUAUUUCGAAUCCCCAAACCUACCUGACUGUAUUUCAUGACUUGCAAUUAGACUUACUGGUGAAUGAAAACACACUUUGCAUUACAUUGUAGCUGUGUGCAUCAUCUCCUGGAUGAUGGGACCAGUGUAGCUUCUGGGAACAAGACAAACAUUGACAUUAGGUGCUUGUGUAAUAACAGCCAGUCCCCGUUGAUGUGUAUGUCCCCAUCUUUAAAAAGCCUAUCUGGCUGAAUAGAAGGAAGCGGCUUCAGCUUCCCCAGGAAAUGGGAAGAGGAAACUCGGUGGCUCUGACCCCUGCAUUGCUGCUGCAAGACGACUCAGUGGAGAGAGAAAGAGAACAAGGGAAGGGUGGAGGGCGGCUCUCGUUAAACAGAGACACUUGAGAGAGCUGGGAAUACAAACAUAAGAGAUUUGGAGAAGAUGAAGGUUCUCCUCAGAACUUUGACGACUUUAUGCUGCUGUUGGCUGUCUUACUCACUCAUGCUGGACUCAGCCGGGAGGAAUGUCUGCCACAACCCCAGGGAUCCACCCACACUUGUGUGCUGCACAGGCUGGCGUCAGGAUGGAAAAGAGUGCACAAUACUGGUCUGUGUGUGUAUUUAGCUGUGUGUGAGGGUGAUCAGGCUUGUCUGAAGAAUGAGCUCUGUGUCUAUCCUGGAGUUUGUCGCUGCCCACCAGGCUACUAUGGAGCUCACUGUAAAACACGGUGUCCUCCAGAGUUUUGGGCAUCAGACUGCCGUCAAGUGUGCCCGUGUCACCCACAUGGCCGCUGUCACCCCGUCACAGGUGAGUGUACCUGCAACCAAAACCGCUGGGGUCCUCUGUGCCAAUACGCCUGCAAAUGCGCCCACCACGGAGUCUGCCACCCCGUAUACGGAAACUGCACCUGCGACGAGGGCUGGUGGACAGCCACUUGCACCAAACCGUGCCAGUGUGUCCCCGGGGGUUCCGUGGGACCCGGAUGCGACCAACUGACGGGCCGCUGUCAGUGCCACAAAGGGCACUGGGGACUGAAAUGUCCCGUCCCUUGCAACUGCUACUUGUCGCAUUGCAACCAGCGCACCGGUUUGUGUGAGUGCGAGGCCGGUUGGUGGGGGCCCAACUGUGACCGGCGUUGCAAUUGUGACCUCACACACAGUAGUUGUGACCCUGCCACCGGGCAGUGCUUGUGCUAUCCGGGGUACGAAGGCGACGACUGCAAUCAGCCGUGUAAACCUGGGAUGUACGGCAUUGGGUGUCAAAUGAGUUGUGGACACUGUAAAGGAGAUGAAGUGUGCGCCUCCACUGACGGCGCAUGUGCAUCUUGUGAGACGGGCUGGAAUGGGACACAGUGCGACCGACUAUGCACACCUGGUUACUACGGUAACAGCUGCCAGGAGACGUGCCCGCGGUGCAGAAACAACGAGCCCUGCGAUCCCCAAAGUGGUAAUUGUUGGAGCUGUAAUGCGGGAUGGACAGGACCCAGGUGCGAGGAGGUCUGCUCCGACAGGACGUAUGGAGAGGCUUGCCGCUUCCUGUGCAGCCCGUGUUACCAUGGAGACUGUCAUCACGUGACAGGAAAAUGCAUCUGUCAUUCGGGCUUUCAGGGGGAGAGUUGUAACAGCAGUUGCUCAGGUGCACAGUUUGGGCUCAACUGUUCCUCAGCCUGUGAGUGUAGCGAAGGGGUCAGCUGUCACCCGGUCACUGGUGCCUGCCCCAACAGUGGCCAAGGCGCUCUCUUGGUUGGCCUACUACUUCCAUUGCUGUUGUUGGUCCUCGCUAUAUUCUGCUGUUGUCUAUGUUGUGGAGGAGCUCCGGCAGAUAGCAAAGACAGGAUGACAGUGGCAGACGGAGGGCUGGCUGUGCGGAUGAAAUAUCACGUCUACAGCGUCUUGGCUAACAUUGGUGCCGCCCUACCCUGCAUCUCUGACUGGUCCUCUGGCCUCCCUCGGGUCACUGUGUCUCACCAUGACCCAGAGCUAACGUUCAACCACAGCUUCAUUGAGCCUCCGUCCUCGGGUUGGGUGACUGAAGGGUCGUCCUUCGACAGUGAUGAGGAGGAGGGGGAGGCUCUUUACUGCGUCCCCCCGAGAGAAGAUAUCUCAGGAAUGGAGGGUAGCCACUUCCAGGAGAUGAGCUCCAAGUGUAACAUGCUCUUGGACCCGUCAGGCUUCAGUAGCGAGGACAUUACCUCCCCCUUCGACAUCCCCCGGACUUCCAGCAUUGCCAAAACCAAGCGGCCGUCUGUUUCUUUUGCAGAGGGCACCCGCUUCAGCCCCAAGGAGAGACGUGGCUCGGCUCAAGAUGUCACCUCUCUGUCCGGGCACCCCCGCAAAGCCAAAUCCACCUGCGGGGGUUUAGUGUCCUCAAUUGGGCCGGGCGAGGAAGAUGAAGCUGAUGCUGAGGAGAGGGAAGAUGGCCUAGAAGUUCAGGUAACAGAUCACCAAGAUUUGAGCUAUGAGGUUGUGGACCAGGAGCAGGAUAGAAAGUUGAACAACACAUCUCGGACCACAUCAGGACGAAGACGUACCACGUCCAACACAGCUCCACAACAUAAAGCAUCGGCCACGUCCGCUUCCGAUCAUCCACCCGGUGUCCCAAACAAGGUCACCACAGUGUACGUGACGGUAGGGAAGACAGGGCGGCCCACGUCCAAGCUGGAGCCGAGCUCCCAAGGCCCUGUUCAGGCCAUGUUAAGGCGUCUUGGAAGCCUCCAGAGACAAAGAGAGCAGGAGCCUGGCAAAAGUAAACCCAAAGACUCAGAAGCCAUCGCCAAACCCCCCAGGAGGAAACUCGGGGCUCGGAGAAGCGUGUGGGAGCAGGGCGGCCCUCCAGGAGUCGAACCCGCCAUCAGUAAACCCGUGAGGAGGAAACACGCUUCACAAAACACUCCUCAAACGGCUUCUUGCGAUACAGGGUCGUCAGAGAGCAUUCCUCUCAAAAGGCCGCUGUCGUCUAUUUUGAAGAGCGUUCCAGAGGUGGCGUCACCUGACUUUCAGGACUCUGGCAGAAGUAAUGAACAUGAGCCCAGUGGGGGACAAACUGAAAGCAGUUACUUCACUGUUGGGCCAGCAGGGGACGCUGCUACUCUUAUUGAAGUCAGGACCGGUGAAGAUGAAGUAGAGAAUGUGAAAGAGGAGCCAUGCUAUGAAAACGUCAUGAUCACACACUCGUAUACCUCAAACACAAAUGCAUAAAUGUACUGUUCUGUAAUGAAAUAGUGUAUAUUUACAAACUUAACAUACAUGUACAUACGGAGAAUAGGAAUACACAACAUACAUUGUACAGUAUGCACUUUAUAUUAAUCUAGAAAUAAACAGUAAUAUAAUAAUA
This is a messenger RNA of Syngnathus typhle (broad-nosed pipefish), 3553 nucleotides long. It is a transcript of the gene scarf1, whose product is annotated as scavenger receptor class F, member 1. The record is from RefSeq and is a predicted model, not a curated record. Gene Ontology annotation, molecular function: scavenger receptor activity. Lineage: Eukaryota; Metazoa; Chordata; Actinopteri; Syngnathiformes; Syngnathidae. Bases 694 to 3417 code for a protein of 907 amino acids. The transcript has 11 exons.